Nycticebus coucang (slow loris) is the source of this 2878-nucleotide messenger RNA. It is a transcript of the gene HPSE2, whose product is annotated as heparanase 2 (inactive). Bases 73 to 1851 code for a protein of 592 amino acids. Lineage: Eukaryota; Metazoa; Chordata; Mammalia; Primates; Lorisidae. The transcript is spliced from 12 exons. Gene Ontology annotation, cellular component: extracellular matrix; membrane. Gene Ontology annotation, molecular function: hydrolase activity, acting on glycosyl bonds. The record is from RefSeq and is a predicted model, not a curated record.
ACACACUUUAGAUAAGGACAAUUAGUCACUAGCAAAACUCAGUAGAAGAGAGGUUUGAGUCAGAGAGAUUGAAUGAGGGAGCUCUGUGCCUUCCCUGAAGCCAUGCCCUCCAGCAACUCCCGCCCCUCUGCGUGCCUAGCCCCGGGGGCUCUCUACUUGGCUCUUUUGCUCCAUCUUUCCCUUUCCUCCCAAGCUGGAAACAGGAGAUCCUUGCCUGUAGACAGAGCUCCACGUUUGAAGGAAAAGACCCUGAUUCUACUUGAUGUGAGCACCAAGAACCCAGUCAGGACAGUCAGUGAGAACUUCCUCUCUCUGCAGCUGGAUCCGUCCAUCAUUCAUGAUGGCUGGCUCGAUUUCUUAAGCUCCAAGCGUCUGGUGACCCUAGCCCGGGGACUUUCUCCCGCCUUUCUGCGCUUCGGGGGCAAAAGAACCGACUUCCUGCAGUUCCAGAACCUGAGGAACCCGGCGAAAAGCCGCGGGGGCCCGGGCCCGGAUUACUAUCUCAAAAACUAUGAGGAUGAUAUUGUUCGGAGUGAUGUUGCCUUAGAUAAGCAGAAAGGCUGCAAGAUUGCCCAGCAUCCCGAUGUUAUGUUGGAGCUCCAGAGAGAGAAGGCAGCUCAGAUGCAUCUGGUUCUUCUAAAGGAGCAAUUCUCUAAUACUUACAGUAAUCUUAUAUUAACAGCCAGGUCUCUAGACAAACUUUAUAACUUUGCUGAUUGCUCUGGACUCCACCUGAUAUUUGCUCUAAAUGCACUGCGUCGUAAUCCCAAUAACUCCUGGAACAGUUCUAGUGCCCUGAGUCUGUUGAAGUACAGCGCCAGCAAAAAGUACAACAUUUCUUGGGAACUGGGUAAUGAGCCAAAUAACUAUCGGACCAUGCAUGGCCGAGCAAUAAAUGGCAGCCAGUUGGGGAAGGAUUACAUCCAGCUGAAGAGCCUAUUGCAGCCUAUCCGGAUUUACUCCAGAGCCAGCUUAUAUGGCCCUAAUAUUGGGCGGCCCAGGAAGAACGUCAUUGCCCUCCUAGAUGGAUUCAUGAAGGUGGCAGGAAGCACUGUGGAUGCGGUUACCUGGCAACAUUGCUACAUUGAUGGCCGCGUGGUCAAGGUGAUGGACUUCCUGAAAACUCGCCUGUUAGAUACACUCUCUGACCAGAUAAGGAAAAUUCAGAAAGUGGUUAAUACAUACACUCCAGGAAAGAAGAUUUGGCUUGAAGGUGUGGUGACCACCUCAGCUGGAGGCACAAACAAUCUAUCAGAUUCCUAUGCCUCAGGAUUCCUAUGGCUGAACACUUUAGGAAUGCUGGCCAAUCGGGGCAUUGAUGUUGUGAUACGGCACUCAUUUUUUGACCAUGGAUACAAUCACCUUGUGGACCAGAAUUUUAACCCUUUACCAGACUAUUGGCUCUCUCUCCUUUACAAGCGCCUGAUUGGCCCCAAAGUCUUGGCCGUGCACGUGGCUGGACUCCAGCGGAAGCCACGGCCAGGCCGAGUGAUCCGGGACAAACUAAGGAUUUAUGCUCACUGCACAAACCACCACAACCACAACUAUGUUCGUGGAUCCAUCACACUUUUUAUCAUCAACCUGCAUCGAUCAAGAAAGAAAAUCAAACUGGCAGGGACUCUCAGAGACAAGCUCGUGCACCAGUAUCUGCUGCAGCCCUAUGGACAGGAGGGCCUAAAGUCCAGGUCAGUGCAGCUGAAUGGCCAGCCCUUAGUGAUGGUGGACGACGGGACCCUUCCAGAAUUGAAGCCCCGCCCCCUGCGGGCCGGCCGGACAUUGGUCAUCCCUCCAGUCACCAUGGGCUUUUAUGUGGUCAAGAACGUCAAUGCUUUGGCCUGCCGCUACCGAUAGACCACCCUCACACUCACGCGCUACCGUGGGCCUGCAGGACCCUCCACUCUUUCACCCUAGUAGUCGCCUUAUUUUUCAGACACCUUAGCAACCAAACUCUGCAGCCCCAUCCUGCUGGAAUCAACAUAGACUCACUCUCCGAAGAAACUAAAUAUCAUAGCGUGAACUUAGCCUGAGUAGGACACAUCCAUCCCAAAAGAAAAUGUAGACAUCCUCUGUACUAUGUAAGGAUAAAGUGUGUGUAUGAGCUGAGUGUUGCCAUUUACGUGCACCCUGAGCAUAGACUGCCAGCACACUCCAACAGCUACCCGCCAUGCUGGGCACGUAACAAUGUAACUACAAAACCCCAAUUGUAGCCUAUUGCUGCUGCCCUCAGCAAAUGAGGAAGGAAAAAAACUGGGUGGACUUGAAAGAACACUCCUCUCCUAACUCCUUCUCCUUUGUCUGUUUCCUGCUGCUGCCCUGGGUUUCCUGAUAUGUCUCCUUCCAUAGGGGAGCAAAUGGGUGAGUCAGCGCUGGCCUGCUGGGUGAGCUGUUUAUGUAACUUCCUGGCUGAUAUAUGAAUGUGUGCAUCUGGGUUUCUGACAGUGGCAUCCAUCACUGGCUAUUCCUCUGGGACACGGGUGCUUCAAAAGUAAAAUUACAAUCAUACUCCAGAUUUUGUAAGAAUUCCUCUGUGAAUCCAGAUUCCCUCAGGGUUAGAAUGGGAGUCAGGUAACAAUAUUCAUUGAGUGGAAAGCAAUGUAUUAGGCAUCACAAAAAGCAAUCUUUAUCCUUCACAUUGCUGUGAGGGAGAGAUUUAUUACUAGUACAAAGAGAAAGCACACUUAAACAUCAAAUAGACACACACACACUGCCCCAACUGAACAAAGCAAAUCAGACCUUCCACCAAAUGAAGAGAAUAUUAAAGGCUUCACAGGGUAAGCCUUUAAUCAUUCGGUUGACCAAAACAAUUAAUAAAAAGAAAAAAGUGUGAAUCCAAGGUCUUCACUGUAAGACACUAAAUCUAACCUUUCUGCCUCUUCCC